AUGGCGGGCCUCGCGCAGCGGGGCGGGCUGCUGGGGCUGUGGACUCCGCGCGGGGACGACGAGGUGCGCGACAGCCCGCGCGCCGGGGACGGCAGCGCCUCCUGCGGGUCGUCCUCGGCGUCCUCGCCCUGGGAGCUGGUCGGCACCUCGUGCGCCUCCUUCGGGGAUCUCGCGAGGCUGGCGCCGCCUGCGCCGUGGGAGCUCGACGCCGCGUCCUGGCCGUGCAGCGGCGGCGAGCCCCCCGCCGCCGACGCGCACGGCGGGUCGGCCGUGCCCGAGGGCGCGGCGGCCGCCGCGCGCGCGCCGCCGCUCGAGUGGUACCCCUGCGACUCCAUGGAGCUGGACGCCGUCGCCGCGCAGGAGAUGAUGAGGCGUGCGGACGCCGAGCGGGCAUCGGCGCUCGGCAGCAGCGCCUCCGCCCCGGGGCGCCCGAGCCGCUGCAGCGGGGGCGCCCUGCUGCCCGACGUCGCCAUGAGCCUCGAGAGCUUCUUGGAGGAGGAGGUCCCCGCGUUCCCGUUCUCCAGGGGCACCAGAUGCCAGUGA
This is a messenger RNA of Prorocentrum cordatum, 543 nucleotides long. The record is from the annotation of a GenBank genome assembly. Lineage: Eukaryota; Dinophyceae; Prorocentrales; Prorocentraceae.